CUCGUUUUCCAAGAUGGUUUCCAAAAUUUUUAAUUCUACCUGUCGAAAGGAAAGGCGACGUUUUAACCUGUUAAAUUAUAGUUUUUAGUGAUACCUAUUCAAAAACAACAUUUUAGAUAUUCGUGUAAUAUAGUUGGUUCUUACAGCGUGUGUUAGAAUACUCAUGAUCCCCUGCUUGUUUUGGAAAAGCAGUUUAGUUAAUUGUAAAUAAUUAGGAAUAAUUAAGAUUUUCGGCGUGACGAGCUGACGAGACUGGGCUGAAAAUUUUAGCCAGGAUUUGAACGAACAACAAGCAACGCGUGGCAUUCAUUUAAACGGAGUCCAACUCUUUUUUACAGAGUCCCGCUCGUAUGACAAAGGUGAGGGAGGUGACGUCACGUCACGUGUCCCAGCAAUGUUGCCAAAAUACUUCAGAUCGCUAUGGCUUUUCCCGAUUUGUCCAAAGUAAAGCGUGGGGAUAAAAACCUUUAUCACACGCAGAUGCUACUAAACAAGAAUGUUUUUUUGGGACAGCUGCCCUUUCACAGACGAUGAUGACGACGAUGUUCCACUUUGCAGUUGUCAGGGUAUUAAUCUCACCAAUUGCCGCUAUGACAGUGUGCGUCGGGCUGCUGACAAGUUAGGCAUUAAAGAGGCGAAGGUAGGUGAAGACUGGACCCUGUUUUGGAGCGAUACCCGUCCUUGUGAGGACAAAUUUAAGGAAAUGAAACCAUACCAGAAAAUCAACCAUUUGCCCUCUAUGACUGAAAUUUGCCACAAAAAUUCGUUAGCAACUAACUGGAAGCACAUGCUCAAGUUUUUCCCCAAAGACUACAACAUUUUUCCUCGAACGUGGACCUUUCCCAUCGAGUACGGCCUCUUCAAAGCCUACGCCAGGGACAAAGACAAAUGUUACAUUUGCAAACCCAAUGCGGGCAGCCAGGGCAAAGGUAUCUCCAUCUUUACGUCGUGGGAGAAGAUCCAGCCGGAACAGGAUAUGAUUUGUCAGGAAUACAUCGACAAGCCUCUGCUUAUCGACGGCUUCAAGUUCGACAUGCGCAUCUACGUGCUGGUGACCUCGUGCUACCCGUGGAGGAUCUACAUGUACAAUGAGGGCCUGGCCCGCUUCUGCACCAUCAAGUAUGAAGAGCCAACCGACGAAAACGUGAAUAACAAGUACAUGCAUCUCACCAACUUUACCAUCAACAAGGACAGCGAGACUUUCAUCGAUGAUGAGAAGACGGGUAGCAAAAGGAAACUGUCGACACUGAAGAAGCAGCUGCGGUCCACCUACAGGAACACGGAGAAGAUCUGGAGCAACAUCGAGGACGGCAUCGUGAAGACGCUGGUUUUGGCUCACUCUCGCAUCCAGCACGGUUACAUCACGCUCUUCUCCAAACACGUGGUGGGCAGCGCCUGUUUCCAGAUCCUCGGCUUUGACGUGCUUCUGGACGAGCACUACAGGCCGUGGGUGCUUGAGGUGAAUCACUCUCCAGAUCUUUCCACCCUGCUCCAGUUAGACCGCGACGUCAAGGACGCCUUGCUUUACGACACGAUGGUGCUUAUCAACUUGGCUCCCUUCGACCGAUGCCGGAUGAUCAAGGAAGAGAAGCGCAAGCUGGAGGAGCGCGUGAAACAGAACGCGCGCAUUGAGGAGAGGUUGGAGAACGAGCAGCAGCGACGGGCGACCAUGGUGGAAGAGAUGGAGAGCUACGAAGACGACCACCUAGGAGGCUUCAAGAGGAUCUACCCCAGCGAGGGAAAGGAGAAAUAUGACAAGUACUUAAAAGUGGAGGACAGGCUCUACAAGAACAAGAACAAUGACGUCACUGGGCAGUUUGAAAAUAUGCAAUCGAAAUAAACCUGCUAGUUGGCAUUUUGAA
Molecule: messenger RNA, 1862 nt
Organism: Syngnathus typhle (broad-nosed pipefish)
Lineage: Eukaryota; Metazoa; Chordata; Actinopteri; Syngnathiformes; Syngnathidae
Product: tubulin polyglutamylase ttll6-like
Exons: 11
Coding region: 497-1840 (447 amino acids)
Biological process (GO): protein polyglutamylation; microtubule cytoskeleton organization
Cellular component (GO): cilium
Molecular function (GO): tubulin binding; tubulin-glutamic acid ligase activity
Source: RefSeq, a predicted model, not a curated record